This is a messenger RNA of Fomitopsis serialis, 1456 nucleotides long. Its product is annotated as Poly(A)+ RNA export protein. Bases 143 to 1207 code for a protein of 354 amino acids. Gene Ontology annotation, cellular component: nuclear pore. Gene Ontology annotation, molecular function: ubiquitin binding; RNA binding. The transcript has 9 exons. The record is from RefSeq and is a predicted model, not a curated record. Gene Ontology annotation, biological process: transcription-dependent tethering of RNA polymerase II gene DNA at nuclear periphery; RNA export from nucleus. Lineage: Eukaryota; Fungi; Basidiomycota; Agaricomycetes; Polyporales; Fomitopsidaceae.
AUCGCACUUGCCGAAACAGGAAGCGCAUCGGGGUCGGUGGCACAAGAUUCGAACGUCUUAUGAACAAGGCGCACACUGCUUGGUCCUCAUCCACCUUCUCCUCUACUCCCUCUCCCGUCUCUCGCAGCGAGAACCGCAACUUAUGUCUUUCUUUGGCGCGCCUAGCUCGUCGACCGCCGCCGCCGCCGCGACGGGUGGCGAGAAGGACAUCGAAGUCGCCGACCCGCCCACGGACUCAAUCUCUUGCCUUUCUUUCUCCAGCCAGGCUGAUUACCUCGCGGUUGGAAGCUGGAACAAUGAGGUUCGGAUAUACGAAGUCGGUCCGAGUGGACAAACGCAGGGUAAAGCUAUGUACACGCAUCAAGGGCCCGUGCUGAGUGUCUGCUGGAACAAGGAUGGCACCAAAAUUCUCUCGGGGGGCGCAGACAAUGCAGGGCGCAUGUUCGACGUUACGACGGGCCAGUCAUCCCAAGUGGCGCAACACGACGCGCCCGUCAAGUGUGUACGCUGGAUCGAGUCGCCACAAGGUGGCGUCCUCGUCACUGGCAGUUGGGAUAAGACGGUGAAGUACUGGGACCUUCGGACCCAGAACCCUGUCACCACAGUGCAGCUAGCUGAGAGAUGCUACACGCUUGAUGUCUCUUACCCCCUCAUGGUCGUCGGCACGGCGGAGCGCCACAUCCAAAUCUUCAACCUCACGAACCCGACAACACCGUUUAAGACUAUGCUCUCGCCACUGAAGUGGCAAACCAGGGUGGUAUCAUGCUUCCCGGCGGCCAACGGAUUUGCUGUUGGUAGUGUAGAGGGCCGUGUGGCGAUCCAAUAUGUCGAAGACAAAGACGCCUCGAACAACUUCUCGUUCAAAUGUCAUCGCAAGGACGCAAACCCAGCAAACAAGGACCAGUCGCUUGUCUAUGCUGUGAACGACAUCACCUUCCAUCCUGUCCACGGAACGUUCUCUACAUGCGGAUCUGACGGCACAAUCAACUUCUGGGACAAGGAUGCGCGAACUCGUCUCAAGACCUUCGACCCUGCUCCGGGCCCGGUGCCUGCGACUGGCUUUAACCGGACGGGCUCUAUAUUCGCCUAUGCGGUUUCGUACGACUGGUCGAAGGGACACUCCGGUAUGACGCAGGGACAUCCGAACAAGAUCAUGCUGCACGCAUGUAAAGACGACGAGGUGAAGAGAAAGCCCACGAAGCGGUAGAACGAUAGGGGAGUCGGUGAUGGGCGGAGGAAGGCAAUCAGUGAUACGCACAUUAGCGUCAUCCAUCGUGUUCUCGUAUGUAGUAUUUGACGUCUGCAAUUGCAUCUUUCUUGCUUCUCCGGAUGUACUGUCUGUUGUCUUUAUACGACGUAUCGUAGGCCGGAGCAGUGAUAUAACAGCGUAAAUUAAACGUGCAUGCGGAGUAAAGUAAAAGGGGCGUCAUUUGGUCAUGGUGCGGUCUCGGCACAG